AUGGAUCCUAAGAUGGCAUUCAAUCCGUCGAUACACCCGAAGACACCGCUAGUCUUCUACAACUCCGGGCACUCACCCAAUGGGUUGCCGGGUGUGCCAUCGACGGCGCCGGGACCUCCCCGACCACCGCUAGGACCGGGACCUCCUGGACCUAUUCGGCCACCGCCGGGCCUCAAGACACGGCCGCCGAUGUCGUGCCGAUGCGACGACCAGUUCGUGGACUUCUGCAAAAUGCACGCCAUAUCGCACUCGGAGUGUCGCACCACUGGUCACCUCAAGUGCUACCUCUGCGCCGUCACCACUGACCACAAGUCCAUCCAAUGGCACAUCGCUUCAGACAAACACAAGACGAGCCACAAUCAGCUCAUGGAGUACGUGCUCCUCCUGUCCCUCCCGAUCGGGAGCCCAUCCCUCGGCCACAAGUUAUCGCAAGCGCUGGAAAUCAAUCGCCAGAAGAGCUCUUUGAAUAAAAUGGAUUUCCAGAACCGGCUGGAAGUGGUGGACGCCAUCAACGCGUUGAUCCGUCGCAACGGUCUCCCGGACUAUACGGUCCGACUGUACGGCUCGACCAUCAGUGGAUUCGCCCUCAGAGACUAUUCGGACAUGAAUUUGGAUAUCGUUUGCGAUCAUCACUCGAACGCCGGAGCCGACACCAGUGACCGAUCGCUCGACUCCGUGGCCAUCGUGUUGUCGAAGAUCUCGGACAUUAUCCACAGGAGCGACGGCCUCUUCUACGACGUCCGCAAUGACUACAAUCUGAAAGUACCGAAAGUGCGGUUCAAAGACCGCGUCAAUCGCUUAGAGGUGGAGCUGUCGAUCACCGUCGAGAAGAGCUAUCGGGCGUCGAAACUACUGCAGCAGUACUGUCAGAUCGACGACAGGGUAGUGGUGUUGGGGGUCGCCCUCCGAGAGUGGGCCCGAAUGUAUCGCUUCGACGACCAGGAGAACGGUCUGUGGCCGGCCUUUGCCUUCCCCGUACUGGUCAUCCAUUUCCUGCAGCGCUGUCAGCCACCGGUGCUGCCCUGCCUUCACGAGCUCAUGAGUGGCAGUCAGUCGACGCCCAGUCCCUCCAAUCAGACGCCAAACUCCACGCAAAGCCAUCCGUCGUCGUCGUCGUCGCGGCAGCCGUUCGGUGGCGACGACAACGACACCGUUGAGGACGACUUCAACCUCUCGUCACUGAAUUGGAUCCCGAGGAACGACAAAACCGUGGGUCAGUUGUGGCUAGAAAUGCUUCGCUACUACGCGGCCGAGUUCGACGCCGAGACAUACGUGGUGUCCAUCCGCACCACACGACCCGUGUAUAUGAAGGCCGACAAGAAGUGGUCGACGCAUAUGCUGGCCAUCGAGGACCCGACCCGUCCGUCGCUGAAUUUGUCGCGAUCUGUGGGUACUAUGCGUUUGUAUAACGUCUUCAUCGAGCAGUUGAGGCAUUCGUUCAAAUACUUCGCCACUCCAUACGUGAACGUCAUGUCCAACAACUACAACACAAACGUGAGGUCCAGUCCUCUCUACACGGAACGGGACUUCGAUAUACUGGUGAACGAGACCCAGUUCUACGACCACUUCGACGUCAAUGACCUGUUGACGCAAAUCAAUCACAUCUGCAACGACUUGGACAACGGGGCCGACCGUAAGAACCAUAAGAACUCGGAUGAGUCGGACUCGGAUGACGAGAGCGCCCGGAAGGACAACUUCUACGUGAGGGCCAAACGCAUACUCAAGACGUUCGGCGUACGGAUGCAGUUGAGCCCCGAGUUGGAGGGGACGCUGCGGUUGAUACCCGCGAACCAACUGUCCGUGAAUUUUGCGAUAAACAAAACACCGUUCUUUCAGAUGCCGCAGAAGUUCUGCCGCCUGUGUCACCGGUACGGACACCUGCAGACCCGUUGCCCGGACAACGAGUUGCCGCAACUGAAGCCACUGCCCGAUCGGAUGGACCCGACGUACGACCAGCUGUUGACCGGUAUUUGUUUCGAGAUAUUUGACGGGAAAAAGAUGGAUAGGAAUGACGAGCAGAUCCAGUGCUCGAUUCUCGAGGAUUUGGAGGAAUUCAUACGCGAGGAGAUACCGAACGCCAGGCUCGAGCUGUUCGGGUCGACGAAGAACGGGUUCGGCGCCCGCUUUUGCGAUCUCGACAUCUGCAUGACGUUCGACGACAACACCACCGGCGAGGGACUGGAGUUCGCGAAGAUUGUCGAGAACGUGGGCGAAGUGCUCAAAGCGCACCGGAAGCUCCAGAAUAUCAUACCCAUACCGAUGGCCAAAGUGCCGAUCGUUAAGUUUGGCUACAAUUUCGACCGGAACCGGUACGUGGACUGCGACAUCAGUCUCUACAACAUACUGGCCCGCUAUAACACGCUAUGGCUACGGCUCUACACGCUCAUCGACGCCCGGGUACAGGUGCUCGGCUUCGUUGUCAAACACUUCGCUAAAACCUGUGAUAUGGGCGACGCCUCCCGCGGGAGCCUCUCCUCGUACGCCUACACCCUAAUGACGAUUCAUUACUUGCAACAGAAGCGCAUCAUACCGGUGCUCCAGGAGGUGGGCGUCGAGCGGCGCGCCGAGCGAAUAGUGGACGGCUGGGACACGUGGUUCUUCGACGACCUCCAGGCGCUCCGCAGCUACUGGUCCCCCGUAGCCAAUCACGAGUCGGUGGCGCAACUGUUUGUCGGUUUCCUCCGGUAUUACACAGAAGUGUUUGAUUUCGACAAUUAUGUGGUCUGUUGUCGACAAUUAGCGCCAUUGAAACGACUCGACAAGAUGUGGACGGGCUGUAAGAUUGCGAUAGAAGAUCCCUUCCUAUUGUCGCACAACUUAGGCGCCGGUGUGUCGCCGCAAAUGGCGGUCUAUAUCAAGACGUCGAUCAUUUUGGGUAGAAAUCUGUGGGGCAGCCCUCCCGUCAAAGGGCUGGACGCCCGGUACCGGUGUUGGGCCGACUACUUCUCGGACCGGCGCCUACUGACCCGUGGAAUGCCGCCCACGGGAAGGGGUUGUCGUAAUUGCGGCAAAAUUGGACACAAACAGAAUAAGUGCCCCGAACUGAAGGACAGGCAUCAGCGGUACGACCGGCCGCCGGACAGAGCGGACAGACAGCAGGAGCGGCCGCAGUAUAUCCGACACGAGAGGAACGAUAGACACGAGAGACCCGACAGGAGUCGAGACAAACCAAAGCCAAACCAUAGACGAAAAUAAAGUGACAAAUAAAACGAGUAAUUUGUUUGAAAUUAGACACGAAUUUGUGUUUUUUUGAAUGAAAAUGCGAUUAUAUUUUUGAUUAAUCGCACGAAGUUAUGAACUUAUUAUUAAUUAUAUUAUUAAGUAAUUUUUAAAAUUACCAUUUGUUUAGACACGCAGUAUAUAUAUCUCCCCCUCAUAUUAAGUUACUGAACAAAAACAUUUUGAAAUCUUAUUCUCAUUUUUUUUAAAAAACAUUAUUUUCUCCUUUUUUUCUCCCUUUUUAUUUGACAUAAAAUAUACACAAUUUGUAAAAUGAAUUGAAUUCAUUAAAUGUAAAUCAAAAAACGAUUAUUAAUUAUAUGAAA
Oppiella nova is the source of this 3545-nucleotide messenger RNA. The record is from the annotation of a GenBank genome assembly. NCBI's taxonomy places the organism in Eukaryota, Metazoa, Arthropoda, Arachnida, Sarcoptiformes, Oppiidae.